This is a messenger RNA of Durotheca rogersii, 891 nucleotides long. Its product is annotated as NAD(P)-binding protein. Bases 1 to 891 code for a protein of 296 amino acids. Gene Ontology annotation, molecular function: oxidoreductase activity, acting on NAD(P)H, oxygen as acceptor. NCBI's taxonomy places the organism in Eukaryota, Fungi, Ascomycota, Sordariomycetes, Xylariales, Xylariaceae. The record is from RefSeq and is a predicted model, not a curated record. The transcript has 3 exons. Gene Ontology annotation, cellular component: intracellular anatomical structure.
AUGUCUGCUUCCGUUAGCACACCAACGACGGCAGCUGCCUACAAUAGUACUACCCCACGCAGUACGAACGGUUCGGCUCUCAAGGCGCGCCCUGGGCUGCUGCCCGAGUUUUCCUUGAAGGACAAGGUCGUCGUUAUUUCAGGUGGGGCCCAAGGACUCGGUCUCGUACAGGCCGAAGCUAUACUGGAGGCGGGGGCAAGAGUACACAUUUUCGACAGACAGGCCGAACCAGGUCCCGAUACGGCGUACGCCAGGGUGGCACAACGGGCAUCCGAGGAGCUAGGCAGCCCGUUGACCUACCAUCAGGUAGAUGUACUCGCUGGAGCUCCCAAGCUUCAGCUGAUUACCGAGGAGAUCGUCGCCAGGGAGGGACACAUCGACGGAUUGAUCGCAGCAGCCGGCAUCCAACAGGAAACCUCAGCUCUGGAUUACACGGCCGAUGACGCAAACCGCUUGCUGGGCGUUAAUGUCACCGGUGUCCUCAUGACGGCGCAAGCGGUAGCGAAACGGAUGUACGAGAGCGGCCGCCCCGGAAGCAUCGUCCUGGUUGCCAGCAUGAGUGGAACUAUCGCAAAUCGCGGACUGAUUUGCCCAGUAUAUAAUGCCUCCAAGGCUGCCGUAAUCCAACUAGGGCGCAAUUUGGCUAUGGAGUGGGGUCCAAACAAGAUCCGGGUCAAUACCCUCUCGCCGGGCUACAUUGUCACGAAAAUGGUCGAGAAGCUGUUCGAGGAGUACCCCGAGCGCGCGGUCGAGUGGCCCAGGCAAAAUAUGCUCAAUACGCUCAGCAAGCCGGAGGAUUACCGCGGCGCGGCCGUGUUCCUGCUCAGCGACGCCAGUCGCUUCAUGACGGGGGCGGACCUGCGGAUCGACGGCGGUCACGCAGCUUGGUAG